Messenger RNA from Chara braunii, 2044 nucleotides. The record is from the annotation of a GenBank genome assembly. Lineage: Eukaryota; Viridiplantae; Streptophyta; Charophyceae; Charales; Characeae.
UUCGAACUGUCCGCCAUUCCAAGCACGCGGGCAACGCGGGUGCGCGGGCAGUUGCUGUGGCCUCCUGGUCCGACGGCGGAAAGCUGUUUCCAUCACCCUUCCUUCCUUGGCCCAGGUGCGGAUCAUCAAGCCUGACCCAGUUAGGUUGAUUGGCAUGUCAGUAGUAAGGGCUAUUUUUCGGCCAGCCAUGUGCGUCGACGGCCGAGGAGCUGAAGCGGUCGUCACCCUAGAAGUUGCAGCGGUCGUUCGCCCUAGAAGUUUCAGCGGUCGUCGCUCUAGAAGUUUCAGCGGUCGUUUUGCUGAGAGUCCGUCGACGCCACGUGGCGUGCAACCGCGUGUUACUGUGAAUAGCAUCCCGGCGUGUGUUUUUUGACAUCUUCCCGCUUGUGGAGCUCAAUCUUGUAAGUGUGCGAGAGCUGCUUUCGUCAGAGCGCGUCAAUUUUGGGCCCGAUCUGACACGUGGCACGUAGUUUGAUUAGACCGGAUCGGGUCGGAUUAAUUAAGGAAAUGGGAACGAAGAAGAGGAAGACGCCCGCGUCGACGGUGGAGGCCGAGCCGGCGAUAGCGGCGGCGGCGGCGCCCGAUGCCGGGCCGACGAAGCAGAAACAGAAGAAGAAGAAACAAGACGCGUCAAAACGGCAGGAAGAUGUGCCGGCUAAGCAGCAGGUGAAGCCGACGCUAAGAGCAGUGGAGGGUGAAAGGCGUGCCGAUCCCGCGGGCUCCGCUCAACGCAAGGCGGUGGUUGACGUUAACAACAAGUCCAGCAAAGCUUCUGGCGAUGGCGGCGUGCGCGAACGGGGGGAAAACGACGAGGCGGCAGGAGCGGCGGCGGCGGCGGCCGCGACGACGCCGCCACUAGCAAUCACGCCCCGGGAGGCGCCUAGCGCCAACCCCUCCGCCGCCGACUCGUUCAAGAACAAGGAGAAGAUCCUUGUGCUCAGCAGCAGGGGCAUUACCUUCAGAUUCAGGCAUUUGAUGGAAGACGCUAUCCAAUUGUUGCCGCACGCGAAGAAGGACUCGAAGCUAGAUAACCGCGACAAGCGUGUGGCUCUGAACGAGUUGGCAGAUCUCAAAGAUUGCACCAGCAUUUUGUUUUUCGAGUGCCGGAAGAAGAAGGAUUUGUACACAUGGAUUUCAAAGACGCCCAAUGGGCCCACAGCGAAGUUUUACACCACAGCUGCCGUAAUGCCAAUGCCAUGUGUGUUUCUUGUGCAGGAGAGGGUGGUAGACAUGUGGAAGAGGGAAGUAUUCACCACUCCAAAAGAUCAUCGGAAAGUGAAACCAUUCUUCGACCAUGUCUUCUCCUUUACCGUACUCGAUAAUCACAUAUGGUUCCGAAACUAUCAGAUCUGUGCACCAAUCCUUCAUAACGGCAAGCUGGAAAGAGGAGCACUUGAGAAAAUGACUCUAGUAGAGGUUGGUCCGAGGUUUACUUGGAGUCCGGUGAAGAUCUUCAGCGGCAGUUUUUCAGGCUCAACUUUAUAUGAAAAUCCAGAUUACGUCAGUCCAAACAUGCUACGACGGCUGGCCAAGCAAAGAUCGAAGGGGAGAUACAUGGACAAGGUCAUUGCAAAGGAGAAGAGGAAAUUGCAUGUCAGCGAGAACCCAGCUCCGCCCAGAGAGCUGGCAGAUGUUUGGGCCGAGUAAUCAGGGACCACCAUCAUUCAACUGGAUGUCGUCCCUGCCGCCACUCGUGUUAUGGGGUAAUCCGUCUCCACCUCUUUUUCACCUUCUGUGGGUGUAGUAGCCUUGCUCUUUUACAGAACACUUGCCCGCCUAAAAGUUUCUGUGCUCCCUCUGCCAAGAUCUGUGUACACAACAAGCGGGAGUCUCAAUUGGGGAAAGAGCUCCAGAGGUACAGGCAGAGUAGGGUGAGUGGUAGGAAGAAUAGGUUCCGAGUUUCCGUGUCAUCUUUUUCUCCAUGUAACGAGUUUGAUUGGUCCUCUUACCUCAGAGGAUAGCUAACGUUGAGUUUCUGAUCGUAUUGAAAUUUUUGUUUUUUUCAAAGCGGUCAGAAUGUGAAGUUAUUGAGGCCACUUACGAG